This is a messenger RNA of Dermacentor andersoni, 1186 nucleotides long. Its product is annotated as ipis-1-like. The record is from RefSeq and is a predicted model, not a curated record. Gene Ontology annotation, molecular function: serine-type endopeptidase inhibitor activity. Lineage: Eukaryota; Metazoa; Arthropoda; Arachnida; Ixodida; Ixodidae.
CCACGGCCCAAAUACUCAACGAAUCGGUGCUUAAGUUCUCGGUGGAGAUGUACACGCAACUGCAGUCCCAAAACGAGGGCGGCGAGAACCUCAUCUUUUCGCCUUUCGGCAUCGCUGUGGCACUUACCAUGGCCCUCACCGGCGCUCGCAAUAACACCGCCGAGGAACUCGCCAGCCUGCUGCACGUCAAAGACCACCAGGACAAAGGCCACGACCACUUUCCGCAAUUUCUCAAUAACCUCUCCCAAUUCGCCCCGGACGUCGAGUUCUACGUGGCCAAUAGGAUUUACAGCGGCCAACAGUUCAGAGUCCACAGAAGCUAUCGUUCGCACCUCGAGAACUCGUACGGAGCAACUAUCAGAACCGUCGACUUCAAGAAAGGUCACGAAGCGGUUCGGCUCGAAGCGAACGCAUGGAUCUCGCAACAGACCGUGUCCAAGAUUCGGGACCUUCUUCCGCCCGGAAGCGUUGACGCCGGAACUGCGCUAAUCCUGCUGAACGCUGUUUACUUCAAGGGGUUCUGGAAGUCACCCUUCAGAGCAGCCGACACGGCACCUCGCAACUUUCACCUCGACUCCAGGAACACGGUUCGGGUGGACACGAUGUUCCAGCACAGCGAGAGUUACAGGCUGGGCAGUUCCAACGAACUCAGGGCGCGAGCUCUGGAGAUCCCGUACAGAGGUGGCACGAUGUCGAUGGUCAUACUGCUUCCGGACGGAAUAGAAGGCCUGCCAUUUCUGGAGAGGCAACUUUCGUGGGAGCGACUGAGCUCUCUACUCAGGUGCCUCAAGAGAAGCAACAACGUCCAGCUCAGCCUUCCCAAGCUCAAGCUCGAGCAGCGCCACGUCCUCAACGACGUUCUCAAGGCGCUUGGUGCCGUGGACCUCUUUACGCCGGGCGUCGCUGACCUUUCGGGCAUGUUCCAGGACGCCAGGCCGGCGGUCUCUGACAUCGUCCACAAGACGUUCCUCCAGGUCGACGAGGAAGGCACGGAAGCUGUGAAUGCCGCAGCCAUAAUGCUGCGCUCCACCCUCAGGAAAUGGCGGCCAGCACACUUCACCGUGGAUCAUCCUUUCAUGUUCAUAAUCAAGAGCAAAGAGCCCGACGUAAUUCUCUUCAUUGGCUCGGUGCGGCGGCCGUAACACCCCGCCCAGGCUAGUCGCAAUAAAUACCCGUUUUGUAAUUA